CGCCCUCUUCCGCUUGUAUUUGCGUUACUUAUAUUCAGCUUGUAAGGAGAGGCAGGCGCGCGCGGUCUCCCUGCGCAGGCGUGGCCUGUGGUCCACGCUCGGAGUUAUGUCUGUUCGGCACGUCUCGCGUGUCCGGGCCUUGUAUCGGCGCAUUUUGCUGCUGCACCGGGUUCUGCCCCGAGACCUCAAAGCCCUUGGUGACCAGUACGUGAAGGACGAAUUUAGGAGACAUAAGACCGUUGGUUCUGACGAGGCCGAGCGAUUCUUGCAGGAAUGGGAGGCAUAUGCAGCGGUGCUAUGGCAACAAGCUAAUGAAAACAGACGCAAUUCAACUGAAAAAGCAUGUUUUGGAAUCUCCCUACCAGAAGAAAGACUUAAUGACUUUCGUGAUGAACAAAUUGGACAGUUGCAGGAGCUGAUGCAAGAAGCCACUAAACCCAAUAGGCAGUUUAGUAUUACUGAGUCCAGGAAACCAAAAUUUUAAAGUUUAACAAAGCAUUUCAAAUUCAGAGCCCCUUAUUUUAACUGUCAUUGGUUUUAAAAAUUUAUUUCUUAAGCUUUUAGGCUUUGAGAAUGCCUGGUGUUAAUGAAAUAUUCUUUUAUCUGGGGAUGAAUGCUCUUUGUAAUAUACAGAUCAGGAUCAUAAGUGGAUGAAACUUCACAUUAUUGAAGUAACAGCACUUGCUGGAUAGGAUUUGUUUUUUGGAUUGAACAAGAAAGAAUGGCUCUAAAAUGGACAAGCUUGUGAAAUUUUGCCAAAAAUUUUUUUAUGUAUAAAUUCGUUUUAAUGCUAUUCUUGUUCAACCAUUAGCUUCAUGGCUUUAGCUUUAUAAGUAUAUUUAUUAUGAUAAUGAUUGAUUGAUAGAUGUAGAAUUCUGAGGUUAUUAUUUAAUUUCCAUUUGCAUGGAAUAUCUUUUUCCAUCCCCUCACUUUCAAUCUGUAAGUGUCCCUGGAUCUGAAGGUGGGUCUCUUGUAGACAGCAUAUAUAAGGGUCUUGUUUUCAUAUCCAGCCAGUCUGUGUCUUUUGGUUGGAGCAUUUAAUCCAUUUACAUUUAAGGAAAUUAUUGAUAUGCAUGUUCUUACUGCCAUUUUAUUAAUUGUUUUGGAUUUGUUUUUGUAGGUCUUUUUUCUUUUCCUCAUUUUAUUUAUUUAUUUAUUGGCUGUGUUGGGUCUUUGUUGCUGUGUGUGGGCUUUCUCUAGUUGCAGUGACUGGGGGCUACCCUUCGUUGCAGUGCAUGGGCUUCUUAUUGCAGUGACUUCUCUUGUUGCAGAGCACGGGCUCUAGGCUUCAGUAGUUGUGCCUUGCAGGCUCUACAGCACAGGCUCAGUAGUUGUGGCACAUGGGCUCAGUUACUCUGUGGCAUGUCCCAGACUAGGGAUCAAAUCUGUGUGACCCCUGCUUUGGCAGGCAGAUUCUUAACCACUUUGCCACCAGGGAAGGCCCUUUUUUUUUCCCCCCUUCCUCUGUUGUGCUCUUCUCUAGUGUUGUGUUUGGAUUGCUUUUUCUUUUUUGUGUGCAUCGUAGUUUUGGUUUGCGGUUACCAUGUGGUUUUGAUUUAGUAGUCUAUAUAUAUAUAUAUAUAUAUAUAUAUAUAUAUAUAUAUAUAUACACACAAGAUUGUUUUAAGUUGCUGGUCUCAAUUUCAAAUGCAUUUCCAAUAUCCUGCAUUAGUAACUCUCUUCAUGAUUGCUGGUUUUGAUAUAUUUGUGUGUGGAUGAUUUCCUGCCUUUACUGUAUGUUUGCCUUUACUGGUGAGCUUUCCCAUUCAGAAUUUUUUUGUUUCUACUUGCAGCCUUUUCUUUUCAAUCUGGAGAAGUUCCUUUGGCAUUUGUUGUGAAGCUAGUUUGGUGGUGCUGAAUUCUCUUAGCUUUUGCUUGUCUGUAAAGCUUUUGAUUUCUCCAUCCAAUCUGAAUGAGAGUUUUGCUGGCUAUUCUUGAUUGUAGGUUUUUUCCUUUCAUCACUUUAAUUAUAUCAUGCCACUCCCUCUGGCCUGCAGAGUUUCUGCUGAAAAAUCAGCUGAUUGUGAUUUUGGAGUUUUUGCGUGAGGAGGUGAGCUCAAGUCCAGCAAGGUUAUUAUUUAAAUACAUUGUUAUCCUGAAAAUUUCAUCACUUCUGCUUUAAUAAUACAUAUGAUUAUUCUUUUAAAUGUCCCUUUUCCCUGAGUCAUUGUUUAUUUACAAUGAAAGGUUAAAAAGAAGCUUUAGGAUUCAGUAUUAUACAUAUUACCAUUUGUCUACUAGAUUUUACAAUGUUUAAUACAUUUCUCUGGUGUUUGUUAAUAACAGAUGACCCCUUAAUUUGUAGUUACUUUGAGAAUCUCAUUUAUGGCCUAAUUCAUGGGGAGAAAAAAAAACACUUUCAUUAUUUUUUUCUUACACUUAAGUCAAUUUAUACACUGAAAAGAAAAAAAGCAUUUUAGAAUGUGACUGGGAUUAUGAAUUAAAAAAAAUAUUGUACACUAAAACAACUUGCAUAUAUAA
Messenger RNA from Globicephala melas (long-finned pilot whale), 2481 nucleotides. RefSeq names its product succinate dehydrogenase complex assembly factor 3 (gene SDHAF3). The record is from RefSeq and is a predicted model, not a curated record. Gene Ontology annotation, cellular component: mitochondrion; mitochondrial intermembrane space. Lineage: Eukaryota; Metazoa; Chordata; Mammalia; Artiodactyla; Delphinidae. Gene Ontology annotation, biological process: mitochondrial respiratory chain complex II assembly; succinate metabolic process.